Molecule: messenger RNA, 5235 nt
Organism: Rubroshorea leprosula
Lineage: Eukaryota; Viridiplantae; Streptophyta; Magnoliopsida; Malvales; Dipterocarpaceae
Source: the annotation of a GenBank genome assembly
CUACUUUGACUCUUAACAAGAAGAAGCUUUUGCUGAGGCAGUGGAUGAUGAGAAAGAACUAGAAGAAAUAACGGCACGACUUGCCAAAGUUAGGUCAUAAAUCAAACCCUAUGUUGCUGCAUUUUCCAUGUUUAUCAGGUCAAAGGGGAGGGUGUAGCCUUACACACGGCUACUUGGAUGGAUUGAGAUUGAUAUGUGUAAGGGUAGCUAUACGAGACACAAGGCAAGGUUUAGAACUCAGAGCUAACCACACCUUGGCUGCAGAGCUCAGAGCUAACCGCACCUCGGCUGCAGAGCUCAGGGUUUACCGCACCUCGGCAUUUCACCGUAGGUGUAUGACAGCCACAAUAGGCAUGCCCUCAUCUGAUCAUUUGUCCGUAUCAGAACACCCCUUCUCAAGGAACCUGCUCCGCCAGAACGCACCACACGCAUUUAAUGCGAUUGCUCCCCACAUGGGUGUGGACAAGCCACGUGGGUGCCUUGCCAAGAGGGAUAAAGCCCACAAGGACCACUUGAAGAAGAACCAGCUCGGAGUAGGAACUCAAGGAUAUUCAGCAACAACAUUGGCACCGUCUGUGGGAAAGCGAACAAAAAAUGUACCGAUUGCAGCCGCCCAACAUCAGCAAGUGGAGGGAGUUGGGGAACAUAAUCCACAAUACCCCAACGCCGUAGCAAACGACCCUGUAACCACUCAACUUAAUGCUAUGCAACAACAAUUCGAGGUCUUCCAGCUAGUGCUCGCCCAGCUGUUAGCCAGAGAUAACUCCACUGACCCACUUAUCCACUUAUUAAAUCCAGUUCACCCUGGGGCCCCCCAACCAGCUCAGCAGCCUGUCAACUCCCCAGCCCGUAGUAUCACCCCAACUACUUCCCAAGCACAAUCCCAUAUUCCACCCCAGCCCCAAAACCCGCCUCAACUAGCUGUCUCAGAUGUCUCAAGAAGGCUAGACAAUAUAGAAAAACUGCUAGUCGAGAACAAAAACCCACAACCACAAGUCCCACCUGUACCAACUUCCAUCCCCACUCCUCUUAAUACCAAAAUUACCCAAGAACCAUAUCCGCCUGGUUUCAGGAUGCCACAAUUUGAAACGUAUGAUGGCACUAAAGACCCUGAUGACCACUUACACGCCUUUUUCUUCGUCAUGCAGGCUCAAAACGCCUCAGACACACUAAUGUGUAAGAUGUUCCCCUCCACGUUAUGCGGCAAUGCCCGGACCUGGUAUCACACCCUGCGUCCGAACUCAAUUAGUGCAUAUGCCGAGCUGGCCACCUCAUUUGCCACCAAAUUCUCGAGCAGAAGGUUGAUCAAAAAGACGACACCUGAGCUCAUGCGGAUAAUGCAAAGAAAAGGCGAAUCCUUGAAGAACUACAUGAACAGGUUGAAUGAUGCCAUGCUAGAGGUCAAUGCCUUCGAUGAAGCAGUAGGAAUAACCGCCGUGAUACAAGGCCUCAACCAUGAUCGGUUUCGAGAUAACUUGAUCAAGCACACCCCGACCACUUUUGACGAGAGCAGAAAGAAGUUCAAACCCACACAAAACCGAGGCCCAAUUCCGGUUCCCAAACUAGACAGGCCCGGCUCCAAUGCCCCGCAAAUGCAACCUAGGCAACCCUCGUGGACCUCCUUCACAGUUUCGAGGUUGCAAAUUCUCAUGCAAAUCAAGAAUAAAAUGGAGCUGAGGAGACCGGCCCCCCUACGAAGCCCAACGACAAGCAGAGACCACACUAGAUACUGUGACUUUCACCAAGAUCACGGGUAUACUACAGAAGACUGCCAUAGUCUGAAAUCCGAGCUGGAAAGCUUGGCCCGGAAAUGGAUGUUAAAUGAAUUCAUCCAAAACAGAAAUUUGCAGAAGUUUGUCAAAGAGCAAGGACAACAAGCCCAGGGGUCCCGGACAACAAACAGCAGAGAUGGGGUAGGGUACCAACAAGCACUACCACCUCUCCCACCCCCAUCCAGACUUAUUCACAUGAUAACUGCCCAGAAAAGAAAGAUCGACGAGGAGGAUUGGAAAAACCAGUCUAUGACAUUCACUUCGACUGACUUCGAGGGGGUCGUCACGCCCCACAACGAUCCAUUAGUCACCUCGGUCAUCAUUAACAAUUGUGAGGUCCAACGUGCACUCAUUGACAUCGGCAGUGCUCCAGAUAUAAUGUAUUACCAUUGCUUUGAGAGCCUCAGACUCGACCCUGCCCUUCUACAAAAAUACGACGGGCCCAUCUACGGGUUCAACAACCAGCCGGUACCCGUGGAAGGAGUGCUGCGGCUCAACGUGGGGUUUGGCUCUGGACGGACAAACAAAGAAAUAGCCCCAUCACCAGAGCCACCCCACCCAGAGGUCCCAAAUACCCAACAGAUAAUGGGUGUAGAGAUGCCAGAUAACAGACCAGAGGACGAACCAAGAGCCACCCCGGUCGAGGAAGUCGAAGAGGUGCAACUCGAUGAUAAUGACCCCUCCAAGAGGACUCAGAUCGGCACGAAGCUGACACCCAUAGAAAAAGAAGAGAUCGUGGGUUUCCUAAAAGCAAACAAGGAUGUGUUUGCAUGGACCUCGGCUGACAUGCCUGGAAUCCCAACUUCGGAGGAAGUGCAUAAGCUCUUGCAAGCAGGAUUCAUCAAGAGAGUAGACUACUGCGAGUGGGUCGCCAACCCCGUCAUGGUAAAAAAGUCAAACGGCAAGUGGCGCAUGUGCAUAGAUUAUACCAAUCUCAACGACGCCUGCCCCAAAGAUUGCCAUCCUAUGCCUAGCAUAGACAAGCUGGUAGAGGCUGCCUUAGGGAAUGAAAGGUUAAGCCUUUUGAAUGCCUACUCGGGGUAUCAUCAAGUCCGUAUGGCACCCGAGGAUGAGGUGAAAACCUCAUUUUAUGCCGGAGAUGAAAUUUACUGUUAUGUGAUGAUGCCGUUUGGGCUUAAAAACGCGGGAGCAACAUACCAUAAGAUGGUCACAAUCGUGUUCCGAGCUCAAAUUGGCAGAAACCUGGAAGUCUAUGUGGAUGACAUUGUCGUCAAAAGUUCUCGAGCAGAAGACUACCUGACUGACCUGGCCGAUACGUUUAACAACCUUAUAAGGUGCAGCAUGAAAUUGAAUCCAGCAAAAUGCACUUUCGGCGUCGAAUCAAGCAAAUUCCUAAGUCUCAUGGUUUCCAGAAGGGGGAUAGAGGUCAACCCUGAGAAGAUUAAAACAAUAGAGGAGAUGAAACUGUCGAGGUCAACCAAGGACGUGCAACGCCUAGCAGGGAGGAUAGCAACACUGCACAGAUUCAUCUCCAAAUUAGCAGAUAAGUGCCUGCCUUUCUUUAAGGUCUUGCGAACUACAGCUCAGAAGGAUGAAACGAGAAAACCCCAGAAGUUCAAUUGGACGACUGAGUGUCAGGUGGCUUUUGACGAGCUCAAAGCCUACCUCAGUUCGCCGCCCCUACUGACUAGGGCUCAAGAAGGCAAAAUUCUUUAUCUUUACCUCGUAAUAUCUGAUAUUGCUGUCAGUUCUACCUUGGUUAGGGAAAUGGGGAAACAACAGCAACCGGUAUACUACACCAGUAAGAAACCAGAAUGCUCCGGGAGACUCAUCAAAUGGGCAGUAGAGCUGGGGGAGUUUCAAAUAGCGUUCCAGCAAAGGUCGGCAAUCCGAGCUCAGGCUUUAGCAGAUUUAGUGGUCAAAUGCACUUCCAAUCAGGUGGAAUCGAAUUUUGAGGCAGAAACAUGGACCCUAUAUGUCGAUGGAUCAUCUAAUAGUAAGGGUUCAGGAGCUAGAGCAGUACUAACUGGACCUGACAACUUCCAGAGUGAAAACGCUCUGAAAUUUAAUUUCGAGGCCACAAACAACGUGGCCGAGUAUGAAGCCCUCCUUUUGGGACUGCGUUUGACGACCGAGCUCAAAGUCAAACGCCUGCAGAUUUACAGUGACUCACAACUGGUAGUUAACCAAAUCAAUUCUAUGUGCGAAGUCGUUGAUCCCAUCUUGGCAAAGUAUGUGGCCGCAGUCUCUGAGUUGAAAAACCGUUUCGAGAAAUUCCAGCUUACAAAGAUUCCGAGAGCAGAAAACGAGCAUGCAGAUUCCUUGUCGAAACUAGCAUUUGAGAACUCCAGGGAAGCAAAAUCUGUGUACAUCGAGAUACUAAAUGAACCGAGCUUCCAGACGUCGAGGGUGCUGGAGAUUAGUACUGAUCUAAAGGCUCCUAGUUGGACGGACCCCAUCCGGGGGUACCUCCUUAGUGGCACCGUCCCAAGGGACAAACAGGAGGAGAUGAAGUUGCGAAGAAAAGCCUCUCGGUACACCCUGGUUGGCGACAUUUUGUACAAGAGAUCCUACUCGCUGUCUCUCCUCAGAUGCUUGACACCAUACGAAGUAGAGUACGUACUAAGAGAAGUACACGAUGGGGUAUGUGGCAGUCACGUGGGAGCCAGGACUCUGGCACAUAAGGUACUUCGGCAAGGAUAUUAUUGGCCUAACAUGCAAGAAGAUGCAAAGAAAUUCGUGCAGAGAUGCCAGACAUGCCCCUUUGUCAAAGCAGUAGGGGGGGCAACGCAUUUAGUGGUUGCUAUUGAUUACUUCACCAAGGACUUCUGCUCCAACUACGGGAUUAAGUUGGUGUUUACUUCCGUCUAUCAUCCCGAGGCCAAUGGAAUGGUUGAAUCAGUCAACAAAACCAUCUUGGAAGGAAUCAAGCCGAGGUUAGAUCAGCUGAAAACAAAGUGGGCAUAUGAACUUAACAAUCUCCUGUGGGCCUACCGGACAACAAGCCGAACUGCCACAGGCGAAACGCCCUACCACUUAGCCUUCGAUACCGAGGCAGUCAUUCCUGUCGAAAUUGGUGUCCCAAGCCUAAGGGUCAGCCACUUUGAGCCAAUUCAAAAUGAGCGUCUACUAAGGGAAAACCUUGAUUUCCUAGACGAAGUCCGAGAGCAAUCUCGACUUCGGACUCUUGCAUACAAACAAAGAAUAGCCAACCUUUACAAUAAACGGGUCCGACCUCGAAACUUCAGAGUCGAUGGCCUCGUCCUCAGAAAGGUUGGGCUCACAGGGUUCGAGACCCGAUAUGGCAAGCUAGCACCAAACUGGGAAGGCCUUUACAUUGUAACCGAGGUCCCGCACCCCGGUGCAUACAUUCUCCAAGAUGCCGAAGGCAAAAGAGUAUCCAGAGUUUGGAAUGUUAAAAAUCUCAAAAAAUUCCAUCCUUAAGUUUGUUUCUUUACUCUGUUGGACAUUUUUUUGUAAUUAAUACAAUUGAAGAUGACGU